Punctularia strigosozonata HHB-11173 SS5 is the source of this 1134-nucleotide messenger RNA. RefSeq lists its product as uncharacterized. The record is from RefSeq and is a predicted model, not a curated record. Bases 1 to 1134 code for a protein of 377 amino acids. The transcript is spliced from 3 exons. NCBI's taxonomy places the organism in Eukaryota, Fungi, Basidiomycota, Agaricomycetes, Corticiales, Punctulariaceae.
AUGGAAGACGAUCAUGUGGAGAGCUUCCGCCGGAUGGGAGCUUCGCGGAUCUGGGAUCAGCUGCGUUGGGUGCUGUUACGAAGUUUUGUCCCGGACACAAAAUCCGAGUUGCCUCUGGCCAUGGCGACGGCGGGCAAUCUUGACGUCGUUCAGCGGCAUGCGCGCGUGAGAAAGCCAACAGCCCCCUCCCACGCUGCUUCGACAGAUCGUGAAACAGCAUACAGCCUAUGCCUUGUCGCGCCUUGGUCGAGGGAGAUCGCGGAGCGAUAUCUAUACGCGGUUAUCGAGACGCAUCACGAGGGAGGUUCGGACCUGUUCAGGCGCUGGCUCAGGGAGGCCGUGAAGGGAACUGUACCAUCGCACGCACGCUACGUCCGACAUCUUUGGCUGGAGGCCCUCUUCCAGGGUCCCUCGACCACGGAUGAGCUUCGCCAACCUGAGCGCGAGCUCGACCCCGAGUUGCUCAUAAAUCUACUCUGGUUCUUCCCCAAUCUCGAGUCGAUCAGCUGGGCGCAGCGAUCCGUAACGGAGUUCAGCGAGCCCUGGCGACUUCAUGGACACGUCAUUCGCGCGUCGCUCUCGUUACUGCGUUGUCGCUCGCAAGUCGACGGUCCGGUGAACGGCCCGACCCGUCGCGCUCGAGAACCCGGGAUAGGCCUUCAACUCACGCUGAACUGCAAAUUGGAGCUGUAUCAACCUCAGGGUUCGCUUCAAGAUGGAGACGUAUUCGGCAUGAUCACUCACUUGCGCCUGAACGACUGCAUAUGGGUCCCGCCCCGGAUUUUGAGCAGCUACCGCAACCUUACGCACAUCGCGUUGACAAACGACGGUGCAGUGGACAUGAUGAUAGCGUUGUACCGCCUGUUCCCGCGCGCUCUUUUGAAGCUGGAGAUGUAUGUCAUCGAGAUACGUGGACGCUGCUCGCACGAAGACUGGGUACGUUGUCUCAAGAGGGUGAAGGAGGAGCGCAACAGCGGUGAACCUAUUUUCACGCUCAUGCGUCACAAGUCAUUGGAGAAGGACUGGGAAGAAGCGUUGUUGGAUGGAGGACAGAGCAUCUGGGACCGCGCGCGGACUUUCACAAGUACGCUGGACCGCGAAGAUUGGACACCUCCGCUUCCAUCAUCGAGAUGA